CUCGUAGCGUCAGUGCGUAUUGGACGUGUGUCGCAUUUUUAUUUCUAAGUGAAUCGCGUGUGACUGGCUGCGCGGAUUACGUGCGUUUUUAGUGCUGUUUUUGUGAAUUGAGUGGAGUGUGUGCUGUGUCCUGUUUUACUUAUAGUGCUUCAGACGAUGACCGCGUGUGUUUGACGUGGGGAUGUAUCCAAGCGCGGGCGCAAUGAACGCCGCAGCCGCCGCCGCUGCCGUGGCGGCCGCCAGGCAUCCGGGACCGCCGCAGCCGGGUCAACCAAUAAAGUUCACCGUCGGCGAAUCGUGUGAUCGGAUUAAAGAGGAAUUUAACUUUCUUCAAGCACAAUAUCAUAAUUUAAAAUUAGAAUGUGAAAAACUGGCUAGUGAAAAAAUCGAAAUACAAAGGCAUUAUGUUAUGUACUAUGAAAUGUCGUAUGGCCUCAAUGUGGAAAUGCACAAACAGACGGAGAUAGCGAAAAGGCUAAACGCUAUAAUAGCUCAGAUCUUGCCCUUCCUGUCGCAAGAGCACCAGCAACAAGUAGCGUCGGCGGUGGAGAGGGCGAAACAGGUCACUAUGACAGAACUUAACGCUAUUAUAGGGCAACAAAGGCCAGACCUGCCAAGGUUGCUGCAGCAGAUGCACGCGGCCCACCUCCCAGCACACGGAGCGCCGCCGCUGCCGCUGCUAGGCCAGGGGGCCUUACCGCCGGCGGGCCUGUUAGGCCUCGGCGUCCCGCAUCACCCACUGUCGGUCCUGGCCAAACCGCCCGACCAUCAUCGGGCGGACGAUAAGGGAAACGGUAUCAGCUCAGCAGAGGAAAGACAUAGAAAUUCAAUAUCACCCGGUGAAAGGGAAAAAUACAGAACGCGGAGUCCAGCGGAGCCAGACCACAAGAAACUAAAGAAAGAGGAAAAAGAUAUGGGACAUGAGUUAGUAGUGGACGACGCGAGCGAAGAGCCUACGUCACCACAUAACGGAGCGCCCUCACCGCGUGAAAAUGGACUAGACAAACUACAACCUAAGAAAGAACACCCCCCUCAUAGUCCAAGGUCUGGAACCUCGAGUAACGCCUCAACACCGUCAGCCAAGAAACUGGAUGAGAAGCCAAGCACGCCCAUAUCCAAGCCCGUAACGCCGACGUCAGGUGCCAGCGGCGCUGGCGCGGGCGGUGCGCCGCUCAAAGCCGCGGUCAAGCCGCCCGCGCUGCAGUACCCGUAUCUAGGCAACGGCGCGCACGACGCUUACGGCCUGGCCGGGUACUCGGCGCGCGCGGCGCUGGCGUACGAGCCGCUGCGCCCGCCGCUUGGGCCCGCCGCGCUAGCACCCAUUCCUGGAGGCAAACCAGCAUACUCAUUCCACGUGUCAGCGGAGGGGCAGAUGCAGCCGGUGCCGUUUCCGCCCGACGCGCUCAUGGGGCCCGGCAUCCCGCGGCACGCCCGACAAGUCUCAGCGCUAGCACACGGCGAGGUGGUGUGCGCGGUCACCGUGUCAUCUCCUACAAAAUACGUGUACACGGGAGGCAAAGGCUGCGUCAAGGUGUGGGACAUCAGCCAGCCCAGCAAGGCGCCCGUCAGCCAGCUCGACUGCUUGCAACGCGACAACUACAUCAGAUCGGUGAAGUUGUUGCCUGACGGGCGCACGCUGAUCGUGGGCGGCGAGGCGUCCAACCUGUCCAUCUGGGACCUGGCGUCGCCCACGCCGCGCAUCAAGGCCGAACUCACUUCCUCCGCGCCGGCGUGUUAUGCGCUAGCCAUCAGCCCCGAUUCCAAGGUUUGCUUCAGCUGCUGUUCGGACGGGAACAUCGCGGUGUGGGACCUGCACAACCAGACGUUGGUGCGGCAGUUCCAAGGGCACACGGACGGCGCCUCCUGCAUCGACAUCUCGGCUGACGGCACCAAACUCUGGACCGGCGGCCUCGACAAUACUGUGCGGUCAUGGGAUUUGAGAGAAGGCAGACAACUACAGCAACACGACUUCAGUUCUCAGAUAUUCUCGCUGGGCUACUGUCCAACAGGCGAGUGGCUGGCAGUGGGCAUGGAGAACAGCAACGUGGAGGUGCUGCACGCAGUGAAGCCGGACAAGUACCAGCUGCACCUGCACGAGUCGUGCGUGCUGUCGCUACGCUUCGCCAGCUGCGGCAAGUGGUUCGUCUCCACGGGGAAGGACAACCUGCUCAACGCCUGGCGCACGCCCUACGGGGCUAGUAUAUUCCAGUCAAAAGAAUCAUCAUCGGUGCUUAGCUGUGACAUCUCAUCAGACGACAAAUACAUAGUGACGGGCUCUGGCGACAAGAAAGCCACAGUGUACGAGGUGAUCUACUAGUGCGAAACGCUAACAGACGUUCAGAAAAGCGAACAAACUAGAUCAAGUGACUGUGUACAAGUGAGUGAGAACGUUCCGCGAACGAACAGUGGAAAGUGGUGAUAUAGCUUUAGUGUAUGUAUAGAUUAUAUUGGGAAGCCUGUAUGUACUUAUGCGACUUGUUUAUAUAGAUUAGUGUGCGCGAUUUAUGUUUAUUUGUUGAGCGCCCGUAGUGUAUGUUGGCAGCAGAUCUCAAAAUGACGAUUUCGUUUCAAUAUUGUUGUAAAAUGCUCGUAUUAAAGAAAAGAUAUGCGCAAAUUAGAA
Messenger RNA from Ostrinia nubilalis (European corn borer), 2620 nucleotides. It is a transcript of the gene Gro, whose product is annotated as protein groucho. Gene Ontology annotation, biological process: negative regulation of canonical Wnt signaling pathway; regulation of DNA-templated transcription. Bases 182 to 2317 code for a protein of 711 amino acids. The record is from RefSeq and is a predicted model, not a curated record. Gene Ontology annotation, molecular function: transcription corepressor activity; protein binding. NCBI's taxonomy places the organism in Eukaryota, Metazoa, Arthropoda, Insecta, Lepidoptera, Crambidae. The transcript is spliced from 18 exons. Gene Ontology annotation, cellular component: transcription regulator complex; nucleus.